Epinephelus fuscoguttatus (brown-marbled grouper) is the source of this 2407-nucleotide messenger RNA. Its product is annotated as E3 ubiquitin/ISG15 ligase TRIM25-like. Bases 112 to 1743 code for a protein of 543 amino acids. The record is from RefSeq and is a predicted model, not a curated record. The transcript has 9 exons. Gene Ontology annotation, molecular function: zinc ion binding. NCBI's taxonomy places the organism in Eukaryota, Metazoa, Chordata, Actinopteri, Perciformes, Serranidae.
UAGCUGUUCUAGGACAAAGCUUGUGUGGCAGAAGUCCUGUAUAGAUAAAUAGUCUGUGUGCUGUCUACAUUUAUCACUAUAAGGAAAAUAAGCCUGGUCUGAAGACUCAUCAUGGCCGAACUGAGCGAGAGUCAGUUUUCUCUGAUGAGUCUGGAGGAUGAGCUGACCUGCAGCAUCUGUCUGAGUACCUUUGACUGUCCGGUGACCAUCCCCUGCGGACACAACUUCUGUCAGGACUGUCUCCUGGCCACCUGGAAGGACUCCUACAGCUGUCCUCAGUGUCUCACUAUCUUCUCCACCAAACCGGAGCUGAAGAAAAACACGGUUCUCAGCACCGUCGUUGAGACCAUCAGCAUGACAAGCAGGAGCGAGGCCGGCCAGGUGGUGGAGGAGAGCAAAGCCGAGAAAAAGGAUGUUCUACGCUGUGAUACGUGUAUGGAGGCAGAGGCGUCCAAAACCUGCCUCACCUGCAUGGCCUCUUUCUGUGACGAGCACCUGCGGCCUCACCGGGAAAACCCAAUAUUUCGCCUCCACCAGCUGAGUGAACCUGUGGGCGACCUGUCGGAGCGGAUCUGCCCGGACCACCACAAGCUGAUGGAGCUGUUCUGCAGCCAACAUGGCCGUCCGAUCUGCAGCCUCUGCCUCCAGCAAGUCCACAAAGGCUGUACCUUCGUGUCUCCUGAGGAGCAGAGGAACCUGAUAGAGUCUGACCUCAGGGACAAGUUGGGCUUACUGGACGGGAAGAUAGAGAAAACUGAGACUGUUCUGUUUCAAAUGAAUGACAUGCAGAGCAAGCUGAAGGACACAGCAACCAAAAGGAAGACAGCAUUGGCAGCUGUGUAUCAGCAGAUGCGGGAUAUGUUGGCCCAAGAAGAACGUGAGGCCCAAUAUGAGGUGGACCACGAGCUUGAGAACAGCCAGACUAAACUUCAGGACCUCAUGAAGAGGUUGAUUGAGAAUACUGAGAAGAUGGCAAAAGCCCGUGCAGAUGUCAACAGUCUGCUGAGUCAGUCCCAAACCCUGGCCUUCCUACAGGCUUCAUUUGACUUGCCUAAGGCUGUAAAGUUUGAUGCUCACGUGCCUCGAAUCACCCUGGACUCCAAGAAGGUGACAGCAACACAGACCUUUGCUGCUGCGCUGAGGGAGCAUCUGGCAGAGAUCCUUAAACAGCCUGUUGAGGCCAGACUACUGAUGCUUAAACAAGAUGAAAAAGCAGUUCCUGUCUCAGGACCUGCAAGUACUGAAAGUACUGGAUCUCAGCCGGUAUCUGAAGUACCAGAGCCUCCAGAGCAGAAAAACAUGCCCAGUUCCCACAGUCCAGGAUGUCCACCAGUCCAGCCAUUAUUCCAGCCCAUUCCUGUACCUGUUUAUAUAGGGUCACAGGCAGGCUGGAAUCUACCCCAGCACCAUCCACCAGGCGUCUACAGGGGUCCUCGAUUUACAGGACAAAAGACAAAUCCCCAGAAAUGUCAAGGAAAAACUAAGACAACCAUAUCAGAAAAGAAAGAGAAGAAAAUCAUCUGCAAGCCAGGUCAUAAAGGGAUCCCGAAGAAGACUGGAGAAGCAUCCAACAGAAGCCACACAGUCAAAAACAAAGAACAAGACAAAGGGCCCCCGAAUGCUUCAGGAGAGAAUACCCAAAGUGGGAAAGGAUCUGAUUUUAAGAAGAAAGACAAACCCAGAAGCCACCCGUCAUCAGAGAAAUCAACAAAGCCCCACCCAAGGCCUCAUAAAAAUAAGUAAACACAGUCCAUGUAUUUGCUUCUGCAAUCCUGGUUUGAGGCACUAUAUUAGACUUGUGCAUCAUAAAAAGGGAGCCUAUCAGCCAGUCACAUGAUAGAGAAUAGCACAGUCCUGCUGGUUAAAUAAACAGCAUACACACAUACAUACACAAAGUCUGCCUUUGACACUUAUUUGCAUUACUUUAAAUAAUAGUCAUAAUGGAUAUAUAUAUAUUGUAUGUUUUUACAGGACAUAUUUACGUAAAUGAUUGAGUGUGGUAGCAGGUGCUUUGAAAUGACCACAUUUCUCAACAACUUGAGCACAGUAUUUGUUACAUUGGUAAAUGAUUAACACAUCCAUUGAUAUGUCAGUGUGAUGUGUUCGAAGCAACAGGAGCACAUGACUGCUGUGAUCUCUGACCAGGGAUUAUAACAGCAGUUUUUCCCCCCACAAAUUCUGUAUAUAAUUUAUAAUUUAUCAAAUGAAAACACAGAGACAUGUGGCUUAUAUAUGAAAAUAUUUAUGGGAAUGUCUUCAAAUUCAAAAGAUCGCUUCUUUACAUUCAGUUCAAUCACAAUCCAUUUUUCUCACCUGUAGAAAUAAUUUCACCAAACCCUCUUUAUCAUUUUUGUAAACAGCUAUGUUUUACAUGAUUGUUUCCAAUAAAAGCUCAUUCUUUCCCAGA